AUCUGUGGUUCAUUCACCGUUGUCAGAUAACUCGUUGUUAGUCAUUGUUAUUUUCUCGCAAAAUUUUCCUUAUUUUCAAUUAUUCAAUGAUGGAGAUGUUGUAGCUAUAUCAAAAUUAUAUUUUAAUUCUUUAGUUAGUAAAUUAAUGAACAGUGUUCUGUAAUAGUUCUCGGCCAUGUCAGACAGAAAACCAGGUGCCAUUCCUAGUAGAUGGUUAAAAUGUCCACGGAAAGCCACGGGUCUGUUUGCAGACCAGUUCCUAGCGUUCAAAGCACCUCUAGAUUCACGCUACAAUGAUCAGGUUCAAGAUAUAUAUCGUUUUACGCCUACUAUGUUGUUUGAUAGUGUAAAAAGUUUUAAGAGAAAGCUCGGCUUAUGGAUCGACCUGACAUACACGUCUCGGUUCUAUGACAAAGCAGAAAUAGAGAAGAGAGAUUGUAAAUAUGUUAAAGUGCAAUGUCGUGGUCACGGCGAAACACCAUCCCUGGAACAAACACAAAAAUUUAUAAAAGUAGUAAGUAGUUUUAUAAAUAAGAAGCCUGAUGAAAUAAUUGGUGUGCACUGUACACACGGAUUUAACAGGACAGGAUUUCUCAUAGUUUCUUACAUGAUUGAACAACUGGAUUUCAGUUUGGAGGCUGCUCUCUUAGAAUUUGCUAAGAAGAGAGUACCAGGGAUUUACAAACAGGACUAUAUAGAGGAAUUGUACAGACGCUAUGAUGAUGUUAAAGAUAUGAUAUCUGCUCCCGAGAUGCCAGAAUGGUGUAAUGAAGAAGAAGAAGUUGACUAUGACGAUGGUGAUGCGCCAAGCUUUUCACAGAGUGCACCUGCUCAGAAAUCAAACGGCCACAGCAGAAAAGAACGGCGUAUAAAGAACAAGGAAUUUAUGCCUGGUGUAAGAGGUGUGCAGCUUUUCGAAAUCGAACCCCGAGCUAGUGAAGUCCAAAAAAAGGCUCGCGAAUUUUGCAAAUGGUCUGGUAAGAAUUUCCCUGGAUCCCAGCCCGUUUCCAUGGAUUUGCAAAACAUAUCAUACCUGAACGUAAAGCCGUAUAGAGUGUCUUGGAAAGCGGAUGGCGUUAGAUAUAUGAUGUUAAUUGACGGCAAGGACGAAGUGUAUAUGAUAGACAGAGAUAACUGUGUCUUCAAGGUGCCCAACCUAAGGUUCCUGCACAACAAAGAAGGCCGCCAUCUCACCGAUACUCUGCUUGACGGUGAAUUGGUGAUAGACAAAGUGGAUGGUGUUGAGAAGCCCCGGUACUUAUGCUAUGAUAUCAUCCGGUUCGACAACAUCAACGUUGGCAAAGAACCGUUCCACCCCGUCAGAUUGGGGUGCAUAGAUAGAGAAAUUAUUCAACCUAGGAAUAGAGCAAUAACAGACGGUAGGAUAUCGAAAGAAAAGGAACCUUUUGGAGUGAUACUGAAAGGUUUCUGGGACGUGACAAUGGCGGGACCGCUGCUUGAGGAGAAGUUUGCGAGAACGUUGCACCACGACCCAGAUGGACUUAUAUUUCAACCUUCCAAGGAGCCGUAUAUUCCCGGGCCGAACCCCGAUGUGCUGAAGUGGAAGCCCAGCCACAUGAACAGUGUGGACUUUAAGCUGGUAAUCACCGUGGACAACAGAAAAGGGAUGGUGAAGAAGAAGAUCGGCCAGCUAUACGUGGGCGGUAACACAUUGUUCGACACCAUGCGGAUCACGCGGGCAGUGAAGGACCUCCACAACAAGAUCGUGGAGUGCAAGUUCGAAAACAACGAGUGGGUUUUCAUGCGCGAGCGCACCGACAAGUCCUUCCCCAACAGCUUCGAGACUGCCAUAGCGGUUGUCGAGAGCAUAAAGAACCCCGUGAAGACGGAGUAUCUAUUGGACUACAUAAACAACAAAAGAUACAUAGACGAUUCGGACAGAAUGCCACCACCCUCGAAACGUGCACGCAGAGAAGACGGCAGUCAAAUAGCAUGGCACUAAUAUGUACGUAAUGACCAGCGAUCGGAAUGGGUAGUGCAGUUUUGGGGUCAAUGACCGCAAACAUUAUACUAAUAUAUAUAAUAGCAAAGGAGCUAGUAUAAAUGCGAAAGUUAGGAUGGAUGUUUGUAACUCAAUCACGCCAAAACGGCUGUACAAAUCUGGAUCUGCACAUAGUCUGCUUUAUAUCUCGGGAUAAUUAACGGUUCUCGUGGCAUAGAUUUGUUUUUGUUUCUCGCUGAGCAAGGCAACUGUUAUUGAUAUAAUAAAAUGAAUUUUAGCUUACAAUUUAAA
This is a messenger RNA of Pararge aegeria (speckled wood butterfly), 2254 nucleotides long. RefSeq names its product mRNA-capping enzyme (gene mRNA-cap). The transcript has 12 exons. The record is from RefSeq and is a predicted model, not a curated record. NCBI's taxonomy places the organism in Eukaryota, Metazoa, Arthropoda, Insecta, Lepidoptera, Nymphalidae. Gene Ontology annotation, molecular function: protein tyrosine/serine/threonine phosphatase activity; mRNA guanylyltransferase activity; mRNA 5'-triphosphate monophosphatase activity. Gene Ontology annotation, biological process: 7-methylguanosine mRNA capping; protein dephosphorylation. The coding region runs from base 176 to 1963 and encodes 595 amino acids.